CAGCAGUUACACACUUAGUCAUUUGUUCUACUUUGUUUGUGAUGGGUGGGGAUUUCACAGCCCAAUAAAAGAUUCCUAAAUUGAUUCUAGUCUUGUAGAGCAACUGAGAAGAGAGAAACAUGGCUACACAGCUGUACCUUUUCCUUUUCUCUUUCAUCUUGGUACUUUCUAUUUCUUUUGGACAAGAGGCUGAAAUAGAAGCAAUCCAAAGUGAAAAAGUGCAUCCCUUGGGUGCCCCAGUGGUGGCAGAUCCACAGAGCCCUGAAAUUCAAAGGGCUGCCAAGAAGGCUGUGGAGGAAUUCAACAGGAUAUUUCGUGGCACCAACUACUUCAGACUCACAGAGGUUGUGUCAGCAAAACUUCAGGUGACAAAUGCUAUCCAAUAUAUAAUCACUGCUCGAAUUGGAAAAACCAGGUGUAAGAAAAUGGAGGCAGUUGAUCUUGAAACCUGUGCACUGACAAAAAAGGUUCUUAACUGCGACUUCGAUGUACAGUUUCACCCAUCGGAUGAACAGUAUAAAUUAACCUACCAGAAGUGCAAGAGAUGAACACCAAACUAAUUAAGGAGAAAAUGAAAGCAUGCACAGAUGCUUUACUAACUCAAUCAAUAAAUUAAAUACAUAAAUCAAUA
Messenger RNA from Erpetoichthys calabaricus (reedfish), 631 nucleotides. RefSeq names its product cystatin-like. Lineage: Eukaryota; Metazoa; Chordata; Cladistia; Polypteriformes; Polypteridae. Gene Ontology annotation, molecular function: cysteine-type endopeptidase inhibitor activity. The record is from RefSeq and is a predicted model, not a curated record. Bases 120 to 548 code for a protein of 142 amino acids. The transcript has 4 exons.